Molecule: messenger RNA, 1413 nt
Organism: Pneumocystis jirovecii RU7
Lineage: Eukaryota; Fungi; Ascomycota; Pneumocystomycetes; Pneumocystales; Pneumocystaceae
Exons: 5
Coding region: 1-1413 (470 amino acids)
Biological process (GO): intracellular mRNA localization
Cellular component (GO): endoplasmic reticulum; ribonucleoprotein complex; nuclear outer membrane-endoplasmic reticulum membrane network
Molecular function (GO): mRNA binding
Source: RefSeq, a predicted model, not a curated record
AUGCAGGAAGAAACAAAAGUGUCACGGAGGCCGACUAGGCCUGAUGAGGCAGCGUUCAAGCUUGCUCUUGCACAAGUAGAUGCAGAGCUUCAAAGUUUGACUAAAAAAAUUGAUGAUCUUCGGACGCGUACAGAGCAAUCUCAUGAGCGUGGAGGGGCGCAUGAGCGGUCCCAGCGUAUUCGUCAUGAGAUGUAUGAGAUUCGUGUGCAACAAGCACAAUUUAAACAGAGUAAACAGAAGACGAUGGAUCAGGUCAAGCAGCUUGAAGAAGCAAUGAAAACGAAGAUUUCAGAGAUGCAACUAACUAAGAAACGAUUACCGUUUAAAACAAUUGAUGAACUGGAUCAACGAAUUUUGGAAUUGGAGCGAGCGGUUGAUUCAGGUGUAUUGAAGUUAGUUGAUGAGAAAAAGUGUUUGUCAGAGAUUUCAACUAUGAAACGUCUUCGUAAAUCGUUUUCAAAUCUCGUGUAUCAGCAGUCGGCAAUUGAUUCAGAUAAAAAGCGCUUGAGCGAAAUUAAAAAGCAUCUUGAAGACCCUGUUUCUAAAGCUUUAUCAGAACAAUAUGAUAAACUUAAAACAGAGCAGAUUGUAUUACGUCAGGAACAGGAAAAUGUUUACAAGUUUCAAAAGAGUCUUUAUGAAGAGAGGAAUAAGUUAAAUCAGAAGAGAAUUGAAGCAUAUGAAAAGAAAAAGAAUCUUCAAGAUAAUUAUUAUUCGGAUCUACGUAAGUUCAAUAAGUUUGAAAAAGAAGAAAAACAAAAGCAGUGGGAACGCCGACGUCAACAGCAAGAAGAGUAUAAUAAAGAGAAACGUAAACAAUUAGCCAAUAAGAUGCUUGAAGAGGCGAGCCAGCCUGCGUUUAUUGAGGAGAUUAUCACGUGUGAGAAUUUAAUUCGUUUUUUGGAUCCUUCUGCUGGACUUUUAGAAACACAGAUACAUGAAAAUGUAAAUCUGCCGGAAUUGAAUGUUCGUACAGUUGUAGAGACGGAUAUGGAUACUGCUACUGUUUUAAAAUCAAAGGCUGAACGUGAUGAUUAUUUUAUUCAUGGUAUUGAGAAGAAAAAUAAAGCAAAUAAACGCAAUAAAAGAACGCUUAUGCCAGCUGAUGAUAAUGCAGUUACUAAUUUUAAUAUCGAUAUGCAUAUUUUACAACAAUUUUCUUUUGUGAAUGUAAAUCCUCCUCUCAAACAUUCUCAAAUUUCUUCUUGUAUUGAAGAUCUAAAAGAGAGAGUGAAAUGGUAUAAAGAUAAUCAAGAAAAAACAGUGGCUGAGCGUGUUGAAAAAGCAAAGAAGGAAAUUGAGGAAUUAGAGGUAAAGGCUUUGCAACAGAGCCAAGAAAAAAAACAAAAUUAUGAGAAAAAACUGGCUCAGGAAAAAGUAAAUGGCGUGCCUAAAAAAACUUUAGAUUCUUAG